AUGGACGAAGCGAAAAACAUGGCAUUACUCUUUUUCAUGGAUCAUCUGAUGCAGAAGAAUGGCAGGCGUACGAUUCACGAUCUUAGCUGUCAGUUUGGCGCACGUGGUUUUACCGCUGAAAUGCGCGAUGCUGUUGGUACAACACAGGAGGGCCUAACGGAUUUCCUCAACCAGCACCCUUCGCUGUUCACCGUCGAAGGCGAUCAGGUUUGCUUAAAUGGAUUCGGUGAUAUGACGGCCAAGAAUAACCCCUUAUUGCAAGCAACAGCAAACGCCAGGAAUCGCGAUUACGUCAAAGAAGCAGUGCAGUUUUUUGAAGCAAAGCUGCAAAAAUUUGGACCCGAAUUGCAGAUCAAAAGUUUGCUUGGUCAUCGUUCGCAAGCAGCACCGGAAGUGCGCCUGGUGUCCGGAAGGCAUCUCAAGGAUUUCUGCGAAUUCCUCCAAUCCCAGAGUGAUUAUUUUGUGGUUGAAGGUGAUCGUGUGCGGCUAAAAAAUAUGCCGGAGCCCAGUAAUGCUGGUAUUGAGUUGGAUGAUGAAGGCAAACCAUUAGCUGGUGUCAAGGCCAAGCAAGCCGCAGUCGAAUAUCUUAAAUCGGUUGUAGAGCAGAAUGAGGACCAACCGAUACCGAUGGAUGUAUUCUAUCAAAAAUUUUGUGAUCGUUUCUCACAUACAGUAAGGCAAGAAGUGGCAACCAAUCCGAAAGAGCUGCUUCAAUUUUUGAAACUUAAUCGUAAUGUGUUCUUCAUUAGAUCUAACAAGGUUUCCCUUGUGAAAAACCGGGCAUCAGAAGAUGGUUCAGAAAGCGGCUCCACCGAAAGCUCGGAAAUGGAAAAUAACAAUCACCUAAAUCAUAAUGCUGUCAAUAGGAUCAAUCUCGUAAAAGCUCUCAAACCUGCCCAGGAAGCGGUAUCAUUGUUAAACUCAGAAAUUGACGGGAUGGAGGAACGAGUUGUUGGAGUUGAUUUCAAGACCGUUACUAUUGGUGUGCAAGGCGAAGAGUUUCUGUCGCUGGUUGUUUUGGCUACGGCCACACAAAUUGUCGUAUUCGACGUUGUCCAUAGUGACACUGUAUUGCUGGAAAGUGGCGUCAAGGAGAUUUUGGAAUCUGAGAAGAUAGUAAUUCAUGAUGCGAAGAGAGUUGCUACAUUGCUUGCGCAUCGCUAUGCAGUUAAUCUUAGGAAAAUUUUUGACACUCAGGUAGCGCAUGCCAUUUUGCAGCAUGAGAAAUUCGGCAAGGCGCUGACUGAUAUGCGUCCUAUAUCAUUUUUAAAUCUUCAGAGGGUCUACUAUCCACAGUCAAUUAUGAUGUCUGACGCAACUCCAAGGAAGCUUUCUCAAUCCCCAAGCUGGGGCUUAAGACCGAUAACGGAAGAUUUCCUGGUAACUGUUGUUGAGGAAGCGCAUUGUCUGGUGACGGUGCUGUAUCGCCUGAUGAGCACUCUGUUGCCGAAGCAUCUACGAUCUCUGUUUGAUGAGAAAUGCCUGAAAGCAUUGAUCCCGAGUGCGAAUCGGCCACCACCGGCAGUCUUCCAGACGAACGGUACCACGCCGUUCCGGUCACCGAGGCGAGGAGUUGUAGCGCCAAUUGUGAGCAGUGUCAUCGUACCGCCACCGGUUGUUCCAACGCCACCGCGGCAUUUGAUCGAUGCCUCAACGCAGACAUUCUCAACGGGCGAAAUCAACGUCCUAAAUGUAUUUUACGACAAUUAA
Messenger RNA from Gongylonema pulchrum, 1710 nucleotides. NCBI's taxonomy places the organism in Eukaryota, Metazoa, Nematoda, Chromadorea, Rhabditida, Gongylonematidae. The record is from the annotation of a GenBank genome assembly.